Messenger RNA from Oldenlandia corymbosa var. corymbosa, 549 nucleotides. Lineage: Eukaryota; Viridiplantae; Streptophyta; Magnoliopsida; Gentianales; Rubiaceae. The record is from the annotation of a GenBank genome assembly.
AUGACUCAGGCGCCUAGUGAUGACCUUCGCUGUCUAGUGAUAUUCAUACUUUGGGAAAUUUGGAAAGCGCGGAAUUUUACUAUACGAGGGGAACCUGUAUCCUUAAGCCCGGUCUCUUCCAUCCUUUUAGAACAGCCUCCGAGUUUUGAAUUACCACAACUCUUCAUAGAUCGUGCCUUCCGCUCGUCUACAGUUGCACAUGGGGGAGGAUGGGUUCUUUGUCAUUCAAAUAGAAGUUUACUCUUGCAAGGUAGUAGCCGUUUCAAUGCUUCGUCCGCUUUAGAAGUUGAGACAAGGACUUGCUGGCUGGCACUUAUGGUGGUGCUCGAACAGGGAUUUGAUCGCCUCAUCUUGUUCUCCGAUUGUCAGACCUUGGUCCAAACCUUUUUGGAUUCCACACAGACACCGCAAGAAGUAGCUUCUUUAUUUUAUGAUAUUCGCAUCCUUAGAUGUAUGUUUCGUUCUCUUUGUGUUGUUAAGACUUCUAGAUCACAGGUGAAUGCUGCACAUAUCCUUGCUCAGAGAGUAUGUGUCGCAUCUGUUGUAUAA